AUGGAACAGGAGAAAUAUCUGCCUGAGCUGAUGGCAGAGAAAGAUAGCUUGGAUCCAUCCUUCGUGCAUGCAACGCGCCUCCUGGCCGAAGAAAUUGAAAAGUUUCAGGGUUCUGAUGGGAAAAAAGAAGAUGAAGAAAAGAAAUAUCUUGAUGUCAUCAGCAACAAAAACAUAAAACUGUCAGAGCGAGUACUGAUUCCUGUCAAACAGUAUCCCAAGUUCAAUUUUGUGGGGAAAUUGCUCGGACCAAGAGGAAACUCCUUGAAGAGGCUACAGGAAGAGACAGGUGCUAAAAUGUCUAUCCUGGGGAAAGGAUCAAUGAGAGAUAAAGCAAAGGAAGAAGAACUAAGGAAGAGUGGGGAAGCCAAAUAUGCACACUUGAGUGAUGAACUUCAUGUGUUAAUCGAAGUCUUUGCUCCACCUGGGGAAGCUUAUUCACGUAUGAGUCAUGCAUUGGAAGAGAUUAAAAAGUUCCUUGUUCCAGAUUACAAUGAUGAAAUUCGCCAGGAACAAUUGCGUGAGUUAUCUUAUUUGAAUGGCUCAGAGGACUCAAGUCGUGGAAGAGGUAUUAGAGGAAGAGGAAUCCGGGUACCUCCUACGGCUCCUACAAGGGGCCGUGGAGGUGCAAUUCCUCCUCCCCCACCACCUGGACGAGGUGUUCCAGCACCCAGGGGGACAACUGUGACACGUGGUGCUCUUCCAGUACCCCCAGUAGCAAGAGGGGUUCCAACUCCUAGAGCAAGGGGAGCUCCAGCUGUUCCAGGAUACCGGCCACCCCCUCCCCCAGCCCAUGAGGCCUAUGAAGAAUAUGGAUAUGAUGAUGGCUAUGGAGGUGAAUAUGAUGACCAGAGCUACGAGGCCUAUGAUAGCAGCUAUGCGACCCAAACACAAAGUGUGCCUGAAUAUUAUGACUAUGGUCAUGGAACAAGCGAAGACGCCUAUGACAGCUACGCACAAGAAGAAUGGGCCCCAACCCGUUCCAGCCUAAAGGCACCACCUCCAAGGGCAGCCAGAGGGGGAUACAGGGAACACCCCUAUGGUAGAUAUUGA
Vombatus ursinus (common wombat) is the source of this 1050-nucleotide messenger RNA. It is a transcript of the gene KHDRBS2, whose product is annotated as KH RNA binding domain containing, signal transduction associated 2. Gene Ontology annotation, cellular component: nucleus. The record is from RefSeq and is a predicted model, not a curated record. Bases 1 to 1050 code for a protein of 349 amino acids. The transcript has 9 exons. Gene Ontology annotation, biological process: regulation of alternative mRNA splicing, via spliceosome. NCBI's taxonomy places the organism in Eukaryota, Metazoa, Chordata, Mammalia, Diprotodontia, Vombatidae. Gene Ontology annotation, molecular function: poly(A) binding; mRNA binding.